Messenger RNA from Radiomyces spectabilis, 2015 nucleotides. RefSeq names its product aspartic peptidase domain-containing protein. The coding region runs from base 119 to 1627 and encodes 502 amino acids. The record is from RefSeq and is a predicted model, not a curated record. Gene Ontology annotation, molecular function: aspartic-type endopeptidase activity. The transcript is spliced from 2 exons. NCBI's taxonomy places the organism in Eukaryota, Fungi, Mucoromycota, Mucoromycetes, Mucorales, Radiomycetaceae. Gene Ontology annotation, biological process: proteolysis.
AUAGUGGUGAAAAAUGUCUGUAAAUAAAAUAAAUACUCAGACUAUUUAUGAAGCUGGAGCUUGAAAAGCUGCUCGUUUUUCCUAGCUUCUUCUUUUUUCCUUCCCUCCGCUCCCUAACAUGCACAUCACCUCCUCCAUUGGUCUGCUCCUCGCAGCCUUGGCAACUGCGUCUCUCGCCUCUCCAGUAAAUCAUAAUGCUGCUGCCGACAACGGACUCGUGCGCGUUCCCAUCAUCCGUAAACCGCGUAAAACCGAUAUGCUCACAGCACGACAACGCCGAAGCAACACUCUCAAUAAACGAGAUCCGUUUCAGACUUCGCUUUACAACGACGAAGGUUCACAAUAUCUCAUUCAAGUCGGCGUUGGUACACCCCCGCAGAAUUUUACGGUGACACUUGAUACGGGAAGUGCGGAUUUGUGGGUCCCUUCAACGGAGUGUCCUAGCAAAACUUGCCCCUUUACCAAUUUUGACGCAAGCAAGUCAUCCACUUUCAAAUCGCUGGAUCAACCAUUCGGCAUUACCUACGGUAUUGGCAAUGUCAACGGUACCUAUGCUACCGAUACAGUUACCGUCGCCGGCGCUACGGUACCCGAUCAGCAGUUUGGAUUGGCGAGUACGACCAGCGACAUCCUCACUGUGCAAGGGGCUCAAGGUGGUGAAACCGACGAUAGCGAGGUGCAAGCGAAUGGUAUCCUCGGUCUUGGCUAUCCCCAGUUGACGGCCGGGGUCACUCGCGGUGAAGCCCCGUACAACCCGUUCGUAUUCAACCUUAUGGAUAAGAACAUUAUUGCCAAUCCUGUCUUUUCGGUGUACAUGAACCGUGCUAGCGAAGAAGGAUGGGCAGGAGAAGUGAUCUUUGGAGGCGUCGACGAUACGAAAUAUACGGGCAAUCUCACCUAUCUUCCUGUGGCUUCGCUUGUGCCAUCGCAUCGCUCUCGCCGAGAUGGUCGAUCCAAUACCAAUGGUUACUUUUACUGGAUGGUUCACGGUCAAGGAUUUGCUUUGAAGGGCGGUGACAAGGUCAAAGAUAUGUCAUUCCCACUGCGAGAUAUUGGAGCAUUUAUUUUGGAUACCGGCACCACGUUGACUUAUCUGCCCAUGGAUAUGGCCAACCAAAUUCUUGAAGCCUUGGUCGGUCGUCGAGGCUUCGCGUUGGACCGCCAAUCGGGCACUUACGUCGUCGAUUGUAAAGCUGCUUCUACUGGAAGUUCAUUCCAACUUUUCAUGUCUCCUACUGGUAAAGUGACCAACAAUCCCGUGACAUUGUCCGUACCUAUUGCCGAUAUGGUGAUUCCUCUUGAUGCCGACACACCUGAAGAGGCUCGCGCCUGUAUGUUUGGUAUUGCACCUACCGCACCCUCGGGUGGCCAAUCCCAAGGUUCCGAAAUGAUCCUUAUUGGUGACUCCGUUUUACGAAGCUCUUAUCUUGUAUUUGACAUGGGUAAAAACCGGGUCGGUAUUGCUGCUGCCAAAGGAUCAGGUGGAAGCGUCGAUGGCAACCAGGCAACUGCAGAAGCCGAUACCUCUCAGCCGCCCACCGGUUCCGCGGUCUCCCUUACUCCUGCCGGCUACACUACCCUCUCCGCCCUUUGUAUUUUAUCAAGCAUUCUGUGGACAGCUCUUUAAACCAAGAGACAUUAUAAGAUAUUUCCUUUCCUUCUGUAUUAUACGCAUUAUUUGUUGCUUUACUUGUUUUUAAAUAUCUCUAGUUGAUUUUUCUGCUUUUGCUUUCUGCGUUUUUAUUUACUGUUUCCUUUUUCUGUUUCAAAUUACUCUUUAUGAUAAUCACGACAAACACUACGUUAUUUAGCUACAAAACUGCAUUCGCCGGUAAAAGGAUUUAAUUUUGUUCUCGUUAUUUGCAAACCUUAAAACUUGUCACAGAACCUAAGCCAUGCGUCAUUGAGUAAUGAUCAGCAUGUUUGUCUUUUUUUGGUCACUUUGCCAAAUUGAGAAAUAGACUACUUUGGCGAUGAUCUCGUUGCCAGCGUUCUGUUUUUUAAAAAUAGUUUUU